AACUUCAUCUUCAGUCCCCUGUUAGCAGAGUUCAUGAACGAGAGAAACAAACAGCAAGUUGCAUCUGCAUAGAGAUGGAACUGUUACAGUUACAUGUCAUACUACUGUCUCAAAAUGGUUAUGCUCCGUUUGCUUAGCAGUCCCAUACUAUAUAUAUAUAUAUAUAUAUAUAUAAUUUAAUGUUCAAUAACGUGUUAUUCAGAGCAUAAAUAAUACAUUAUACACACAUGUUAAUAAGCAAAUGAGUAAUUUUAUGAAUCACAGCUGAAGUUGCACUUAUUCAAGGCUGCGUUCAAGAGGCAGGGUCGUUAAAGUUCACAUAAUCUCCUGAGGAUCAUACUGAGUGUUUAACCUGGACUCAAAUAGUAAAUCCACACAAAGUUGUGUUUAUGCUGUAAAAAAAAAUAAAAAAUAAAAAGCUGCAUGGACGGACUGUAGGCAGCAGCUUGAUUAAAACCAAAGUCUUGCUUAACCAGAAGGUCUGGAUGCAUGAGGUCCACCGAUUACACAGUCUGAUAGACACACAUGAAUAAUGGCCUGUCACGCAGGCAGCUCCACCAUCUCAGCCUCACUACCAAAAUAAAAAUGUUUAUUGCUUUUAGUUAGGUUCCAGUUCAAAAAAGGCCACAGCAGAAGGUUAAGUUGCAAACUCAAAAGUGUCAUAAGAAAAUAUAGCAGAAUUUACUAAAAUAAUAAACUAGUGACAGCUGAGGGUUUAUGAAGAGGCGGGGAAAUAGUUCUUUCCUGAGACCAAGGAAGUAUUGGUCCAAUAGACUACUUCAUAUCUGAUCUUAAAUGUGGUAUCUGUAUCCUCCUCUUUGGUAUUUCCUUCCCAGUUGUCUUGUUCCCAUCACACACUAGCUGAAAGUAUGAGGAGAAGUAACUCAUCAAAAUUUUUCAACUUCACCGAGAGACAAUGGGACUCUUCAGGGCAGGCCGCCUACAUCGAGCUUCCCCAGGAGCCCGUCUUCAGAUGUACCGUGAAGAGGCUCUUCUCAGGCACCCUGCAGCUGCCCAGGUUGUCCUGCAGACCGUCCACGCAGGACAGACCCGAGGACAGUCCCCAGUCCGGCCCCUCAGUUUGCAGCAUCAAGCCCUCCAGGAGCCUGGGGACUCUGACCAGCUGCAUCUCCAAAGCCUUUUUUGACGUGGAGAAUGGAUUGUCAGUGGGACGUAGCCCCCUGGACCCCCAGGCCAGCCCUGGCUCUGGUCGGGUCAUACAGGCCAACUUUCCCCACAGCCAGCGGCGGGAAUCCUUCCUCUACCGCUCCGACUCUGACUUUGACCUUUCACCCAAAGGUCCUUCCAGAAACUCCUCCACUGCCAGUGACCUGGAAGAAAGCUUGAAGCACUGGGAAGUCAACUGGUUGUCAUCUCGACACACAGAAGACAUGAUUGUCACACCAUUUGCACAGGUCCUCGCCAGCCUGAGGACAGUCCGAAGUAACUUUGCCGUCAUAACCGGCCAGCAAGAUCGCACAGCCAGCAAGACGCGGUCCUCAGGCAGCAACCCGCCAUCCAUGUGCAAGACCAGCCUCGCAGAGGAGCCUCACCAGCAGCUGGCCAUAGAGACUCUAGAUGAGCUGGACUGGUGUCUGGAACAGUUAGAGACACUGAAAACUCGUCACUCUGUCAGCGAGAUGGCUUCCAACAAGUUCAAGAGGAUGCUGAACCGAGAGCUCAGCCAGCUGUCAGAAACCAGCCGUUCAGGGAACCAGGUGUCUGAGUUCAUCUCUAGCACCUUCCUCGAGAAACAACAUGACAUGGACAUCAUGUCUCCCCCCACCAAGGAUAAGGACAAGAAGAAGAGGCCCAUGUCCCAGAUCAGCGGUGUGAAGAAGGCCACCCACAGCCCCAGCCUGGCUCCCUCCACCAUCCCUCGCUUCGGGGUCAACACCAGCCAGGAAGGAUUCCUAGCAAGGGAGUUGGAGGACAUAAACAGAUGGGGUAUUGACAUCUUUAAGGUGUCUGAGUAUUCUGGGAAGCGCCCACUGACGGUCACUAUGUACAGCAUCUUCCAGGAACGUGAGCUGCUGAAGUCCUUCAAGAUCCCAGCGGACACUUUCAUCACCUUCAUGAUGACUUUGGAGGAUCAUUACCACGCAGACGUGGCCUACCACAACAACAUCCACGCUGCAGACGUGGUCCAGUCCACACAUGUCUUACUGUCCACACCUGCUCUGGAGGCUGUGUUUACUGAUCUGGAGAUCCUCGCUGCUCUAUUUGCGAGCGCCAUCCACGACGUGGAUCACCCCGGAGUCUCCAAUCAGUUUCUCAUCAACACCAACUCAGAGCUGGCCCUGAUGUACAAUGACUCGUCAGUGCUUGAGAACCACCACCUGGCUGUUGGCUUCAAGCUCCUGCAGGAAGACAACUGUGACAUCUUUCAGAACCUCAGCAAAAAGCAGAGACAGUCGCUGCGCAAAAUGGUCAUAGAUAUGGUGCUGGCCACAGAUAUGUCUAAACACAUGAACCUACUGGCAGACCUAAAAACCAUGGUGGAGACCAAGAAAGUCACCAGUCUAGGAGUCCUACUGCUGGAUAACUACUCAGACCGCAUACAGGUCCUUCAGAACAUGGUGCACUGUGCAGACCUGAGCAACCCCACCAAGCCUCUGGAGCUGUACCGGCAGUGGACAGACCGCAUCAUGGUGGAGUUUUUCACCCAGGGGGACAGGGAGAGAGAUAAGGGGAUGGAGAUCAGCCCCAUGUGUGACAAACAAAAUGCCUCAAUAGAGAAGAACCAGGUGGGUUUCAUUGACUACAUUGUUCAUCCUCUGUGGGAGACAUGGGCUGAUCUUGUCCACCCAGAUGCUCAGGAGAUCCUGGACACACUGGAGGAUAACAGAGAGUGGUACCAGAGCAUGAUCCCCCACAGCCCCUCACCCAACCCAGAGAGCCAGGAGGAGGGAGCCCUUGCUGGCGAAGCCUCAGCGGUGGGUGGAGGCUCCACUUCCGCUGACAAGUUCCAGUUCGAGCUGACCUUGGAAGAAGAAGGAGAGUCUGAUACUGAGAGCCCACCUGAGGAAGAGGAGGGCUACAGUGGUGGCAGGGGGCCUGAACUCUCCAGAACUGAUUCUGACAGCGGAUUUGAUGCAGUGUCGGCUUCGACUCACCUGCUCACCAAAAAGCUCACUACUGAUUCAGGCAGGACGUUUUCUUUAGACUCUGACAAAGACAUGGCAGAAGACAGAGAAACAGACCAGGAAGGUGUCUCCGGGGUACCGCGCUUCAGACUUGGCACAUAGCACCAGUCAAAAGUUGUAUUUCUUUUGGCCUAUUUCAUUUAUUUUUCUUGAUUUCGGUGCCUCAUCCUCUGUCACUCCCCUUCUCCCACUCCAACCAAACACCACCACCUCUGGUUUCCACAGACAAGGUGACAGCAAGCCUCGGGGUGGGGAGUACGGGAGUGCGGCAGGUGUGGGGAGUGUUAAGAAAGUCUGCAGUUUAACACAGCAGUAGCUUGCACUGAAGAGGGACAUAGACGGAGUCACUGUUCCAGUAGAGGACAGGAAACCAAGUUUCUGACCGGUCCUUUGUGUUCUGUGUCUUUCACUCAGACAUACUGUGGAUAAAGUUCUACAGAGACAAUGAGAAGUUUAAAAAAACUUCUCUUUUACCAGCCAACCCAAGGUCUACUACAGCAAACGACAGAACUGUCUUCCUCUUUUGGGGUGUUUGUGAAGAAAGUGAGGAAGUGAUGAAUGGCCGUGAAAACACAACAAAGUCUUGAAAGACUUUUUUGCCAAACUUGCAAAUUACAGGGACAAUGCUGUUUUGCCUGCCUUUUUAAAGUUUUCAUUUGUUUGUUUAUUCUGUUUUCUUUUAUUUAGCUCCACACACAGUGAAAUACAGUGAAUGAAGAUGCAGUACGGUAAAACUCCAAAGCAGAGAGUCGUGGCAGAGAGGAGCUGUGCAUGAUUUUUUAUGCAGGAAACUUUAAAUGUAGCAGACAUUUUGAGUGACUCUAUCAUUAUUAUUGUAUACGUAGCACUCCUUUCAGCCGGUGUUGCACAGCCCAUUUCAUUGUGUUCAGUAGGCAGUUGUUCUGGAAGAAUACUGUGCGAGUAUAAUGAAGUGGCUGGCAGUACAUAUUAUUUUGAGAUUUUCAGUUGUUUCAGGCUUGCUAUUUCCAUUUUUAUAAUCCUAAACUAUGAUAGUGAGACAGCGACACAACCGAGCCAGGGUCAGUGAAGUGUUGCAUAGUCAGGAAUUACAUCCAAAGCUAUGUGGGCUGUGCACAUGGUGCCUCCCAGUGUUGACAAGUGGAACUGAAGUUCUGACUUAGGAGGCGAACGAUUUGCAAGGUUUUGCAUAGGCCUAUAUGCAUUCAAAACGUAUUUAACUGUAGGACUAUAAAAUAUCAGUUAUGUUUCAGUUUUGUUGCUCUUUUGAUUAUAUUUGUUGUUAUUUUUGUGUUGCAUUCUUAAUAUUUGGCACCCAUUUUAUCAGUUUGCCUUCAAGUCUAGCACUUUACAGUUUUGUUCAUAGCUAGCCCUCAUUGUGGUUUUUAAGGGCUUGAGCCAUAACAUGAACACAUUGGAGGCUGUUGAAUGCAAAACAGUUUGUUAUUCAUUGUUGAGCAACCAGCACAAACAUCAUGCAAAAACUUACCCUUACAGUACAGCUACAAAUGGACUAUGAACUUCAAAACCAUUAUUGUUACUACAUCAUGUAUCAAACACUGCAUCCACCUACUGACUUACUGUUUUGGUAACAUCCACUUGCAUUACUAGAAUUAAUUACAAGACUGGUAUGGGCAACAUAUUAGGGUUGCAAAGAAGGACGUUAGCGCCACCGUAACUGUAAAAAAUCCAGGAGGUUACCAGGAGACAGUUUCCUGUGCCAGAAUUAUUUUCAUCUUUUUUCUCUCAUUGAUCAAUACUUCGCUCUU
Chelmon rostratus (copperband butterflyfish) is the source of this 4894-nucleotide messenger RNA. RefSeq names its product phosphodiesterase 4C, cAMP-specific a (gene pde4ca). The record is from RefSeq and is a predicted model, not a curated record. Gene Ontology annotation, cellular component: perinuclear region of cytoplasm; cytosol; nucleus. The coding region runs from base 870 to 3248 and encodes 792 amino acids. Lineage: Eukaryota; Metazoa; Chordata; Actinopteri; Chaetodontiformes; Chaetodontidae. Gene Ontology annotation, molecular function: 3',5'-cyclic-AMP phosphodiesterase activity. The transcript is spliced from 17 exons. Gene Ontology annotation, biological process: signal transduction.